UAGCCUUUCAACUCUUUCUUCCCCUACACUACUACUCUCUUCUCCCACCAUCUCCCCAUGCCACCGAAAAGCCAAAGACUGAUGUGCGCUUAAAGGAGAUAAUUAAGGUGGAAUAUGGGUGGACCAGUGAUGCUGCUGAUAGUCAUGGCUCAAGUGUUGUUGUUGUUGUUGGUCGGGUUAACGUUGGCGUGGGUGUGCCAAGGGCAGAGCUUGGUCCCUGGGGUCAUCAUCUUCGGGGACUCGGUCGUCGACGUCGGGAACAACAACCACCGCCUCACCCUCGUCAAGGCCGACUUUCCCCCAUAUGGGAGAGAUUUUAUCCACCACACUCCCACUGGAAGGUUUUGCAAUGGCAAGCUAGCCACCGACUUCACAGUGGAGAACCUCGGGUUCACUUCAUAUCCACCAGCAUAUCUUAGCGAACAGGCCAGGGGGAAGAACCUCUUGUCUGGUGUCAACUUUGGCUCUGGUGCCUCCGGCUACCUGGAAAGUACAUCGAUCCUCUAUAAUGUGAUCUCGCUGGACCAGCAACUGAGGAACUACAAGGAUUACCGGUCCAAGGUGGAGAGGAUCGCAGGGAGGACCAAUGCGACGGCCCUCUUCACCGGCUCCAUCUAUGUGGUGACUACGGGUACCAGUGAUUACGUGCAGAACUACUACAUCAACCCCUUGCUUAAUAGGGCCUACAAUCCGGAUCAGUUUGCCGACUUGCUCGUUCAGAGAUUCAACACUUUCAUUGAGGUUCUAUACAAUAUGGGAGCUCGGAGGAUCGGGGUGACGUCGUUGCCGCCGCUGGGCUGCCUUCCAGCGGCCGUCACACUGUUUGGGGGCGGCAGCAAUGACUGCGUUGCUCGCCUCAACGAUGAUGCAAUUGUCUUUAACAAGAAGCUCAAUGCAGCCGGCCGGGCCCUGAAGAAGAGCCACCCAAAGCUGAAGCUGGUCAUCUUAGACAUCUACAAACCCCUCCUCGACCUCAUCAGGCACCCUGAAAAUAAUGGGUUCUUUGAGGCAAGGAAGGCAUGCUGUGGGACCGGAAUCAUCGAGACUUCUUUCCUGUGCAAUGCGGGGUCACCGGGGACGUGUGCCAAUGCCACCGGGUAUGUGUUCUGGGAUAGCUUCCACCCUACAGAGGCUGCCAACCAGGUCUUGUCAGAUGCCCUCUUCAUCCAAGGCAUCGAUCUCAUCUCUUAAAACAAUGCAAAAGUAUUCAUGAUGAUCUACUAUCAAUUUAUCCUUAUCCUACCAUCUCAAAUUCCGGAGUUGGAAAAUUAUGUUAUGUUGGAAAUUUUACUAGUAUUAAUUAUGAUAAUGAAAAGCCGGUGGCUAAGCUCUA
This is a messenger RNA of Elaeis guineensis (African oil palm), 1333 nucleotides long. RefSeq names its product GDSL esterase/lipase At5g03810. NCBI's taxonomy places the organism in Eukaryota, Viridiplantae, Streptophyta, Magnoliopsida, Arecales, Arecaceae. Gene Ontology annotation, molecular function: hydrolase activity, acting on ester bonds. The record is from RefSeq and is a predicted model, not a curated record.